CAAUGCCUUUGAUAAAUGAAUCCCACGACUCCCUCCCGUAUAUCGAUGCGGCGCCAUCUACCCAGGCCUGGGCCAAUGCAGAGAGAUUGAUCGCGGCAGAACUUUCAUCAGAUUAUCAGUCCUCAACACAUCCGUCGAUUCCUGAAUUCGCCGAGCCCAAAUUCACCCCCUGUAUCCAGCAGGAAAUCGAGCGCAAGGCGGCUGGAAAGCCUCUUACUGGCGGAGUCGACCUUUCACGCUACGAGGCACCAGAGCCACCAACUCGCUCCGCUGAUUCUGCGCCAGACCUCGAUGAAUGGCGUCAGACGUUGCGGAAAGCAUACACAGCUAGUUCGCACCUGUCUUCACGGCAUGAGAACCUCACACUCCUCGAAGAAAGCGGCAAGAAUGCGUGGUUGAUCGGGAAUUCCCAAUUGGAGGAUAUACUCAGAGUACUUGAGAAGGAAUUGGCGGAGACAAAGGAGGCGGCGGAGAAUGUCAACAAGCAACGAAAGAUCGCACAGGAGGCGAGCCAUGGAGAGCUUAACGGGCUCCAGGAGUCAUGGCGACGCGGUGUUGGUGCUAUCCUCGACGUUGAACUCGCCGCCGAGGACUUGCGAAUGAAGAUUCUUGAACAGAGACGACAAUACGCGCAGCAGCAUGCCCGGUAGGUGGGGCCAUGUCAAACAAUGUGCGACGACUCGGAAUUGCGGGAGCGCACACGCUCUGAUGCCAUUUGCAGCCAGAUCCCGGUAGUAGCUUUUGAAAAGGCUUUGGAACACUUGAACGGCCACGUCCAUUGAUCCUAUUCCGGGUCUAUUUCAGACACCGAAGGGUAUAUUACAAGGCCAUCUUUUAAUAUCGGACCCCCUAAUGUGCCAGGACACGUUGAAGCGUUUAAAGCUAUGGCUGGGUACAGAGGUCACGCAAACCGCCGUGCG
Molecule: messenger RNA, 920 nt
Organism: Aspergillus versicolor CBS 583.65
Lineage: Eukaryota; Fungi; Ascomycota; Eurotiomycetes; Eurotiales; Aspergillaceae
Product: pre-mRNA-splicing factor SPF27 family protein
Exons: 2
Biological process (GO): mRNA processing
Cellular component (GO): Prp19 complex; catalytic step 2 spliceosome; precatalytic spliceosome
Source: RefSeq, a predicted model, not a curated record